Molecule: messenger RNA, 1726 nt
Organism: Coniophora puteana RWD-64-598 SS2
Lineage: Eukaryota; Fungi; Basidiomycota; Agaricomycetes; Boletales; Coniophoraceae
Exons: 3
Coding region: 921-1529 (202 amino acids)
Source: RefSeq, a predicted model, not a curated record
CAAUGCUAUGCUCUGCUAGCAUCUCUGGUGGAGUCGGGCUGAGCAAUAAAACCACGACAGGCCUAGAGUUUCAUUCUACGAAAACAAAGAAAUCACCAUUCUGGGCUAAGGAGGGCUGCGGAGUCGUAGGGCUGUUCAGCGGUCAGCGCCCGUCAAUCCAUAGUUAUACGAACAGUGAUUGGGUACUGCCUGAGCCCUGGUACCGCCAGAUCGUAAUAUUGGCGACGAAGAUCACAACGAAGUGGUUUUCGCCAUGAUCCUCGAGCUAAAUCGAACGAAUCCCCUGCAGGAUGGAGAGACAAAGACUUGACCAAACCACCCGAGGGUCGAGGCACGCUGAGGCUGUUCCCAAAGUCCACUUACAUCUGAUGUCAUAGCUCAUCUGACCAUCGUUCCAUCCCACAGUGCUGGCAGGGCGUGCGAAGCUCCAGUGCACCUGUGCUUUUAUCCCCGUCCACGAUGUCCUAUGCAUCGAAAAGGAAGACCUCAAAUGCUUGGACCCCACUAGGAUGUCGUACCGAUGCACGCGCUAACUCGAUUGCAUCUUCCAGCCCUAAUUAUUACGCUCGUGACUGCGCAUCUCACCUUACGGCGGGGCAGUGCCUCGCACUAGUGGCGUUGAUGCAAUCACUAGCUUUCAUUGCUUCCUCAUCUUUUUGGCGCAGUUUCGCCCAUUGGAUAGCGACCGACAGCCCCGGUAUUGGUGUCAUAGCACCCAUGGCGGUGAACGCACUCUGGCAUAAGUAGAGGGGGCCGAAGAUUGCAGCACUUCAGCUUACUUUCCUCCUUGAUUUCUAAGCUCACUCAGGUGCUGGACCGCCUACUUGUUCAAUUCAAACCCCUUUACCUUUCGUAACGCGUGUUUUCACCUCCAAACCUUGCACGACCCCCUCAAUCCUACGCCAACAAACAUCAUCAUAAUGAAGGCCUCCAUCGCUUUUGCUUCCCUCGUCAUGUCGGCCGUCGCCGUCGUCGCGGCUCCCGCGCCAGCGUCAUCCACCACCGUCACGCUGCAGAGCACUGGGUCACCGCUCGGCUCAUCGACGACCACCGUCAGCUUCCCCGCAUCCGGGACCACGGCCCCCGCGGGAGGCAUGAGCGGCAGCAUGCCGACCUCGUCCGCGAGCGCUCCAUCAGGCAGCGGAUCCUCGGUUCCGCCGUCGUCUAGCGCGACCUCGCUCGCAAGCUCUCCAACGGGCAGCGGCACCUCCGUUCCUCCCUCGUCGAGCGCAACCAAGCCCGCAAGCUCCGGGUCUGCCAAGCCUACGAGCACCGGCACUGCGCCUCCUACAGGCCCCACAUCGGUCCAACAGGUCGUAGCCGGAGCUGCGGGAACGCUCAACAGCCUCAUCGAGGACCUCGUCAGCGGCAACCAGAUCUCGUCAGCGGUCGGAACACAGCUGGGCGAGCUCGUCAACAUGACAGCCCAGGACUUCGUGGCCAUCGUGAGCGCCAGUGCUCAGCCAGCAGGCAACUCGACUGGCAACUCGACUGGUAGCCCGACGCAGAAGCGACACUACCUCGACUAAGCGGCCUAACGCCAAGUUUUGGCGCAGCUUUGUAACUAGUAGGCCAUCGAGCUUCCUACCGGGACCAUGAUGUACUGUAGCAUAAGGACAGUUGAUUAAUGUUGUGUGUAUAUACUGCAUGGACUUGUUGAGAUAAUAGACAUUAGUUUGUAUUCUCCACUUCGAGCACGCUCUCAUAACAUUAAGGCCGCCUAGCU